AGCAAGCCAACUGUUCACUCCGCCCGCAGCUGCGCACAUACGUUCACGGAGCUAGCGCACACAUGGGCAACGCCGUGCCGCGCAAUAUGCGCCACGAGGGGACGCCGGCUGUUCCACUUCCAUCCGGACGCGCGAGCUCGGCGGCACGCAUGCAUGGCGGGAAGGUGGCGCGGGCCGCCGGGGACCGACGCGGGGCCGAGGGGCAGCAGGCGGGCGGCAGCGGCAGCGGGUCCGCCGUCGUGAUGACGGUGAAGGUGGUGGUCACGAGGAAGGAGGCGGCGAAGCUGAUCGCGCGGCUGGAGGAGCAGAGCGCGAGGGCGCGCAAGGCCAGGAUCGCCGAGCUCACGGGCCAGCUCAGGGCGGGGGACGGCGGCGGCGGCGGAAGGAGCUCGGUGACGUGCGGGGCCUCGCGGGCGCCGAGGCUCGCCGCGAUACAGGAGAGCUAGCUCCGCGUAUUUGCAUGUCCUGGCCUGGGCUCACGCGCAGUAGCCACCGGCGGACUUGUCUGUAGUUUACGAGUUUUAGUACGUACGCAGUGUCUUAAACACUGGUCACUCGCCACUCGGCCCUGUGCUCUGUUCAGUUGUUGCAUAUAGUUGUAGUUGGAA
Messenger RNA from Hordeum vulgare subsp. vulgare (domesticated barley), 608 nucleotides. RefSeq lists its product as uncharacterized. The coding region runs from base 63 to 446 and encodes 127 amino acids. Lineage: Eukaryota; Viridiplantae; Streptophyta; Magnoliopsida; Poales; Poaceae. The record is from RefSeq and is a predicted model, not a curated record. The transcript has a single exon.